Messenger RNA from Dovyalis caffra, 1113 nucleotides. The record is from the annotation of a GenBank genome assembly. NCBI's taxonomy places the organism in Eukaryota, Viridiplantae, Streptophyta, Magnoliopsida, Malpighiales, Salicaceae.
AUGGGAGACAAACAUUGGACCUCCAUCAUCCCUGAUUCGACCUUUAUGCCUUUGUCUUUUCCAAAGGAUGGUGAUAUUGAUGUAUCAAAUGCCACUUGCUCUGACUGGAUUGAUAUCGAUCAAGCCUCGCACUUUGGGAUAUUUUCAAGUUCUUUAAUGACAGGUGGGGAUGGGAUCAAUGUGAAUGCUAGUGAUAGAGCAGACUAUUCUGGAAAAUCAUGGUCACUGGAAUUUAAUUUCUUUUGCCUCUUUCGCAAGCAUUUGGUUCCAAUAAUUGAACAAGCAGAAUACAUGGACAUAAGCUCGCCAUUCCCUAAGAAAUCUGCCAAUAUCGGUGACAAUGUGGAUGGGAUCAGCAAGUUGCCAGUUGAAGUUAUUUCUCACACAAUCUCAUUUCUUACAACAAAACACGCAGUCUCCACCAGCAUUCUAUCCAAAAGAUGGGAGUACAUUUGGACACUAACCCCAAAUCUGGAUUUUUCUGAUCAAUUUUCUUAUAAUAUUGCAAGAGACAAUAGUAAUAAUGCGACAGUUUUCAGGUCCUUCAAGGAUUAUGUGGAUCAGACCCUCGGUAUUGCUCAUGUUGUAUCUGUUGAUGAUGCUUCAAUGCACAGGCUCUUUUCUAGCUGCCCUGUCCUUGAGCUUCUAGUACCGUCUGGCGAUGCUAUGUCGUCUGUCAAUUCUGUUGUUUGUGAUUCUACUCUGCCCACAUUCCAUUACCUUACCAAACUAGUGCUAUAUGUUGGUGAGUUUAUAAACUGGGAAUCCCUGCCAGACUUGCUUGAGAGCUCUCCUAAUCCUGAAAUUCUCGUAUUUCCAGCUAAGUGUUUGCUCUCAAGUCUGAAGACAAUUGAAAUUAAUAACUUCGUGGGAAUGUCUGGCGAGAAAUAUAUUGUAGAAUAUUUGCUAGAGUCUGCCGAAGUUUUGGAGGAGAUGAUAAUCCGAGGUUGCAAAUUUUUUGGAAGGCCAAGAAUGCAGAAGAAGCUAGAGGCUCUUAGGAAUGAGAUAUUAGACUUCCCAAGAGGUUCUAUUGCCUCAUUUUCUGGGAAUAAUUUUCUGGAGCAGUCUCUUGGUCCCUUGGGACAAUCCUUGAAAUGUGUUGGUACAGUGUAA